Molecule: messenger RNA, 372 nt
Organism: Porites lobata
Lineage: Eukaryota; Metazoa; Cnidaria; Anthozoa; Scleractinia; Poritidae
Source: the annotation of a GenBank genome assembly
AUGAAAAUGUUUGCUGAUGAUAGAAGAAUGGAACACAAAAACGAUCAUAAUUGGAGAGUCCCUUCCAUCUACCAGAUACCAAGUGAUACCCGAGUUAUUUCAGUAGAAGGAACAGACACAGGGUUCCUGUUUGGAAUACUCGGCUCAACAAGCAAUGGACUACUAACUAAUGAAACUUGGAAAUGCAAGGGUGUCUUUCAACAGGGAUGGACUUCGCCGGAUUUUGAUGACAAGGACUGGCCUUCGGCAAACGUUGUAGGAAACCAUGGCGACAAACCUUGGAAGACAAUAUCUGGCAUCGCAAGGACGGCAAAGUGGAUAUGGACCACUAAUAACACAGGCUUUGUUUAUUGUAGGCUGAAAGUGCAGUAA